AUGAUUAAUUUGGAAAAUUUUGAUCAAACAAAAUUCAAAAAUCCCAUUCUUGAUAGGUAUGAUAUCUCCAAUACAAAAGUCCGCGGUCAAUUUAAGCUUGCCGAUUAAUUGGAAUCCUUCCUUAAGAAUUAAUUUAGAUAACUUUGUAAGAAUUAAAGCAAAGACGACCAGAUUUGAAACUGGACAAGCAAGAUUGGUAAAAAUUCUGGGAACACUAAGAAAUAAAAAGAUAAUAAAAAUUAGAAGCUUGUAUUGAGACCAGAUAACAAAUUAUUUAAGCAGGCAGCAUGUAAGGAAAUGAUAAUGACGAUCAAAACUUUAAGGAUUCUAGAAUUUCAGAGCAACAGAGCAAUGCAAUUGAGAGAGAGAAAAAGGAAUUGGAGAAGAUGAAAUAAAGACAAUAAAAAGAAAUAGACUAAAUGUUGGAAUAUGAAAGAAGGAUGCAAGAAAUUAGAUUGAGGAAUGAGGAGAAAUAAAAAUUAUAAAUGGCCAAAUAAAUGAGAAGAGAGUAGGAAUUGUUGGAAAAAAGAGCUUAGUAAGAAUAUGAGAAACAAAUGAGAGAAGAAGAGAAAAAAAAGAAAUAACAGGAUGAGGAAAGACAGUAAAGGUAAUUGGCUAGUGAACAUUUCAGAAGAGAAUAGGAAAGAGCUAAAAUGGAAUAAGAAAAACAAGUCUAAUUGAAAAUAGAAGCAAAAAGGAAGGAAGAAGAAAGAAGAUUAAAAUAAUUGUAAUUCUAGUAAUAAACACAAUAAAUUUAAUAAUAAUAUGAAGAGGAAAUGUAGAGAAAAAGAUUAAUCAUGUAAUAAAAAGAAGCCGAACGGCUUCAAACUAUUGAGAUUCAGAGAUAGUAAAGAAUCUAAGAAUCACAACAAGCCUAACAGGAGUUGGCUAUUAAGUUAGUAAAUGCACGAGUCAAGUAGGAGGAUCAAUUGAAUAAUAUGAAGAAGGUAUUGCAUAAUAUCAUGAUUAGUCAUUCGAUUUGAAGUAAUAACGAAUUGAGUAGAGAAGAAGAGAAUUUGAAGAGAUGAAAAUGCAGAAAAUGUAUGAAAAUCAGAUAUAGGCUUUGUAACAUCAAGAGAAGAUAAAGGAAGUGAUGGAAAAGAAUUAGAUUCAAGAGGAAAAAAAGAAAUAUGAUUAUUUUCAUAAACUAUAAGAGGUUGAGUAAAGAAAGGAAGAGUUGGAAAGGUUGAAGCAAUAGGAAUUAAUUUCCAGAAAAUAAUAAAUAUAUGAAAAAGAAUUAUAAAGAUAAUAGGUCUUAUAAAAUAAUGAGAAAUAGUUGGAAUUAAAGACCAAUGAUUUUCUAAGGAAAUUCUAAGAAAAGGAAUAAUUAAUUUAUGAGGUAAGCAAUAAUUCAAUUAUUUAAGAAAUAAUUUGAAAAAUAAUAAAUCUAACAUGAGUAAAAAGUAAAUGAACUUUUAAAAGAAUAGGAUAAGAAGGAAGCAUUAGAAAGAAUUAUGAGAUUGUAAGAAUACGAAAAGGAAUUACAAAGAUAAAAGUUAUAAGACAAAAUGAGAAGAGCUGAAAUUUUAUAAUUAGAGAAAAACUAAAUGUUAGAACAAAGAAUGCUAAUCAAAAAAGAGAUCGGAUUUCAAAAAUAAGAAUUAAUGCAGAAAUUAGAGCUGGUCAAAUUAGGAAAAUUGGAUCCCUCUGCUUUAAAUCCUGAAGGCAAUAGCAUCCGAGCAUCAAGUAGUUUGCAAAAUAGUUAUCAUAAUGUUAGACGUAUUUUACAAUAAUAUUAAUUAUAGCAUCAACUGCAAAAUAUUAAAAUACUCUAUCAAACAAGGAUAUGCGUCACAAUGUUAGACCAAAAUCUUAGUAAUAAAAAGUUUUAACUAAUUCUUCAAAUACGUAAUAUGGUUCUCAAAACUAAGGAAAGUUUAACAUAUCAAAUAAAUACGAAAACUAAUUAGAUCAAUUAAAGGUUCGAUAAAACUAAGAAAUGAUAGAUGUAUAAAUUAACUUAUUCUGCUAGAUCUUAGAAGAAGAAUAGUAAUUAGAAUUUGAAAGAGAAUAGGCUAUGUCUAAUGCAAAAAAUUCAGAAGAAUAAAAGAGACUUGAGAAACUAUUUCAGAUAGAGAGAAAUAAAACUAACUAAAGACUUGAUUAAAUUAAGCGGUAAUAUUUGUAGAUUAAUAUUUAGAGAGCAUUAGAGAUAAUUGGAGGAAUUUAGAAAUUAAGGCUGA
Paramecium octaurelia is the source of this 2183-nucleotide messenger RNA. The record is from the annotation of a GenBank genome assembly. Lineage: Eukaryota; Ciliophora; Oligohymenophorea; Peniculida; Parameciidae.